Molecule: messenger RNA, 1540 nt
Organism: Cucumis melo (muskmelon)
Lineage: Eukaryota; Viridiplantae; Streptophyta; Magnoliopsida; Cucurbitales; Cucurbitaceae
Product: ribonuclease 3-like protein 2
Exons: 3
Coding region: 272-1342 (356 amino acids)
Biological process (GO): rRNA processing; siRNA processing
Cellular component (GO): cytoplasm; nucleus
Molecular function (GO): ribonuclease III activity; RNA binding
Source: RefSeq, a predicted model, not a curated record
AUAAUAGUAACCAUAACAGUGACCGUGAUAUAAACCUAACUUUUAAUAACAAUAUUAAAUAUAAUCACAUAGACUCAUUUAUUAAUUUACUAUUCAUUCAUUUUGAUUCAAAAGCGAGCUCAAAUAUACAAAUCAAUUCACCCCUUCCCUUCCGCUCACUCAGCUCCCAGCUGGGCCUCCUUCUCCUUUCUUCAAACGGUUCACACUCCAGCGACCGGCCAUUCACCAACCACGGCCGCCGGCUUUUAAGGUCUGACCUACGGAAUCCUCCAUGAUACCAUUUUUUCUUUUCUUUUCAUUUCUUUUCUUUAUUUAUUUUUUUUGGUUGAGGAACUCCAUGACAGCAAUUGAGCGCAAACUAUCCUAUAAGUUUAAGAACAAGAAGCUGUUAGAAGAAGCCCUCACCCACUCCUCCUACCCCAACUCUGCCUCCUAUGACCGCCUCGAGUUCAUCGGCGAUUCUGCUAUUGGCCUCGCUAUUUCCAAUUACUUUUUCUCCCUUUAUCCGGACCUUGAUCAAGGCCAACUCACUUUACUUAGGGCUGCUAACGUUAGCACCGAGAAGCUUGCUCGUGUUGCAGUCCUCCAUGGAUUGUAUGAUUAUGUUAGGCGCAGCGCAGCCGAUCUCGAUGAUAACGUUAGAGAGUUUGCCGAUGCCGUCGCUCUAGAAGACAACUCAAUUCCCUAUGGUGGGUUGAAAAAGGCUCCUAAAGUUCUUGCUGACAUUGUGGAAUCUGUGGCCGGUGCUAUCUAUGUUGAUGUUGAGUUUGAUCUUCAAAAACUAUGGGCGAUUAUUAAGGAUUUGUUAAAGCCUAUCUAUACUCCUGAAGACUUAGAGGCAGAGCCCCAACCCGUAACUCUGCUCUUUGAAGUUUGCCAAAAAAAUGGGAAGCAGGUUGAUAUUAAGAAUCGGGAAAAGGGUUCCAGGAACGUCGCGAGUGUCUAUGUUGACGGUACGCCUGUUGCUUCUGGCUCUUCGAAGCAAAAACCAAUCGCAAGACUUAAUGCUGCCAGACAAGCUCUUAUCAUAUUGUCUGAUUCUAUGGAUACCAAAAUUAAAACGGUUGUAACUAUUGAUGGUAUUGAUGGUUCGGGUGAAAUUGAAGGGGCAAUGCAGAAGCUACAUGAUUUUUGUUCCAGGAAAAAGUGGCAGAAUCCAAGUUACAGUAUUGAGGAAGUUCUUGGACGCCCACAUGAAAAAAGAUUUGUUUGCUCUGUUAAAAUUUCCACUUAUAAUGGUACGCACUCUAUUAUCGGAGAUGAGAAGUCAAGAGUAAAAGAGGCAAAGAACUCUGCAGCCUCUUUGAUGAUUCGUAAUUUACAGGAAAGGAAGUAUCUCUAAUUUAUAUAUUAUUCAAUAGGGCAGAAUCUAGCAUAACUGUAUAGUAAGUUUAUGCUUUCUAAUGCCCUCGUUUUCCACGGAUAUCUUGGAGGUGGGUAUGUUGUAAACCAUUGUUCUACUUGCCUUUCUGAGUACAAGUUACUGUAUCAAAAUGUCUAUAUGGUUUGAAAAUAGAAAAAUUUGAGAUGCACUAUCGAA